AUGAAGCGUGCGAUGGGUAUCGCUUUGGGAAAGGAUGUCGGUGGGGUGUUGGCAUCGCCGAAGCUGCGGAAUUUGAUUUGUCCAUUCUGUGGUGAGUUGACCGCGGAUUCGGGUCGUUGUACGCAUUGUCAAGCGCGGUUCGAUCCCUUGUCGCGUCAGGCGACACAGAACGAGAUGGGGCCUUGGUAUAUCCGAGAUGAUUCGAUGCCGUUCCGACCUGGGUGCAGCUACUCGACUGUCCAGCGGCUGAUUGAGAACGGGGGAGUCCAAGCGAACUCUGUGAUGCGAGGUCCGAGCACGCAUCAGUUCUGGAUGCUUGCGAAGCACACGCCUGGGGUUGCGCAUCUGCUUGGGGUUUGCCAUAGCUGCGGCGAAUCGGUUGAGAAAGAUGCGUUCGCGUGCCGCAACUGUCAUGCAGCAUUUUCGACGGAUCGGGAUCGUCAGCAUCUUGGGCUGGGACCGACGCGGCCGCUUCCGGGCCGUGCUCCGGCGCAGGUGCUCGCGUUGCAUGCUGAGCCGCCAGCGGGUGCGGAUUCUGUUGCCGGGCCGGCGACAAUCCCGAUAUCUCCUGGUCCUCGCGAUGGGGAGCGGAGAGUGUCCGAACUAAGAUCUGAGGGCGGAUCUGCAGAUGAAACUGGAGUCGGCGAGGAGCUUGAUGCGAUUGCUCGGAUUGACGAACUCACAAGGGCUGUCGGGACUCUGCGUCAAGUUCAUAUUCGAAAGUCGCGUUAUGGCUUCACGCUGAUCGAGUUGCUCGUGGUGAUCGCGAUCAUUGCGGUAUUGAUCGGGAUUUUGCUCCCUGCUCUUGGUUCGGCGCGUGCGUCCUCGAGAACACUGCUGUGUACAUCGAACAUGCGUCAGCAUGGGGUAGCAGGAUCGCUGUAUGCGGAUGAUAAUCGGUCCGUGCUCCCGGCUCUCUGGUGGCGAGGGAAUCAGCGUCCUGAUACGCCUUAUGCUGAUUUGUCCAAUCCACUUUCUGAUGUGAAUGGGGUUUCGUUUCAGGCGCUGCACAUCAUCCGAGAGCGGAGCGGGUUCACGAACGCUACCGCCGGGAGUAACUGGUUCUCAAACCUCUGGUUUACGCAUUUGGUUUAUCUGGAUUACUUGUCUGGGAAUCCGGAGGAGCCGGUGGCUGUGUGUCCGGAUGAUGAGGAGCAAUACGAACGAGCGCAGACUCCAGUCGAAGAGUUUUCCAAUGGAACUAUACGGCGCAAGUUUGAGAGUUCCUAUGAGACGAGCGUGUUCACAUACUCGGUUGACAGGCAACGCGGUUCUUUCCGACCACUGUCGCAGAGGUUCAACUCGUAUACAUCAUUUGCUCGUGACCAGCGAUAUCUUGUGGAUCGAAAGAUGACGGACGUUGCGUUCCCGUCAUCGAAGGUAUGGAUGUUCGAUACUUUCGCGCGGCACGGUCGUGACGAGAUUGAGUUGUUCAUGGCGAGUGGGACGAGUCAGCCUAUUCUGAUGUUCGAUGGAUCGGUGAGCGAUCGCGAGACGAAUGAUUCGAAUCUUGGUGUUGAUCCACGUGAUCCAACGAGUGAUGAGCCGAUGACGAUUGAGGGGCUUGAUGAGGUUGAUAUGGGUGAUUUGCCGGGCGUGUUGAUUGCGGACAAGUUUGAUCAGAUCGGGAUCGAUGGUCUCAAAGAGCUUGGUUGUGUGGUUCAUCAGGACGCAGAUCUAGGACCUGAGACAAUUUCUGAUGCGCUCAAAGCGACUGGGGCGAAGGUGCUUGUGGUUCGUUCAACCAAGGUGCCUGCAGCGGUCUUUGAGGAUUGCGGUGAUUUGGCGCUCGUUAUCCGAGCGGGGGCUGGUCAUGACAAUAUCGACUCUGCCGCAGCAGGCGCGAAGGGUAUUCCGGUCUGCAACUGUCCAGGGAUGAACGCGGUCGCGGUCGCGGAGCUCGCGUUUGGUCACAUGGUCAAUCUGGAUCGUCGGAUUCGUCAGCAGACUGAUGAACUGGUGGGGGGUCACUGGAACAAGAAAGAGUAUUCCAAAGCGAAGGGUCUUAAGGGCAGCAAGCUCCUUGUAGUGGGUAUGGGUUCGAUCGGGAUGGAGGUCAUCAAGCGAGCACAGGCGUUCGGGAUGCAGGUCAGUGCCCAAUCUCGCUCCAUGCAUAAGGAAACGGCUCGGGCGCUUGGGAUCAAGAUGAUCGAGUACACACGCGAAGCGCUGAAGGAAGCGCUUGAGGAUGCGGACAUCGUUUCGGUGCAUGUCGCGUUGUGUCCCGAUACGGAUAAGCUCUGCGGACCUGGAUUCUUUGGAGCGAUGAAACCUGGCGCGAUGUUCAUCAAUACUUCGCGCGGCGAGAUCGUUGAUGAAGCGGAGCUGAUCAAAGCGGUGAAGGGGAAGGGCAUCCGCGUUGGUUUGGAUGUGUAUCAGAAUCAACCUUCGAGUAAGGAUAUUGAUUGGAAACCUGAGCUUGCGGAGCUUGAAGGCGUAUCGCUGACGCAUCAUGUUGGCGCAUCGACCGAUCAGGCACAGGAAGCGGUGGCGCUGGAGGUGAUCCGGAUCAUGCAUACGGUCAUUGAGGAAGCUCGGACGCUGCAUGUCGUGAAUAAGGAUUCGUUGAAGGAAGAGCAACUCUGCCCGGCGUUUUGA
Symbiodinium sp. CCMP2592 is the source of this 2598-nucleotide messenger RNA. The record is from the annotation of a GenBank genome assembly. Lineage: Eukaryota; Dinophyceae; Suessiales; Symbiodiniaceae.